Molecule: messenger RNA, 971 nt
Organism: Ectocarpus sp. CCAP 1310/34
Lineage: Eukaryota; Phaeophyceae; Ectocarpales; Ectocarpaceae
Source: the annotation of a GenBank genome assembly
GCCCUCUGUCUGCACGAAGGGCGAUCAUGUCGCUGCCCUUGGCGACGUUGAGGGAGCUCCAGAAGCUCGCAGCACUCAAAGCAAAGGGCGUCAUCCUUGAACGACAGUACGAGGUGACCAAGAAACAUGUGAGGAAGGGCAACUCCCUCUCGAGCGAAGACUGGGAGGCCUUCGAUUUGGCGCGGGACCUGAGGAGCAGCGGCGUGUUCUCGGAAGAAGGGUGGACCACGCAGGGCGUCAUCCUUGAACGACAGUACGAGGUGACCAAGAAACAUGUGAGGAAGGGCAACUCCCUCUCGAGCGAAGACUGGGAGGCCUUCGAUUUGGCGCGGGACCUGAGGAGCAGCGGCGUGUUCUCGGAAGAAGGGUGGACCACGCAGGUUGAUGGGAGUCAUGUCGGGCAUCAUCAACAGCGCUCACCCUACACUGUCUUCAGACGACGCUGCCGCGUCGCAGCAGCAGCAGCAGGUCCGGCGGCGCACGGGGCCCCGAAUCGAGGAAAGAGACAACGAGAGGACGCCAGCAAAGGCUUGCUGAACAUCUACAACUCGCUUGCUAUUGGCAGCGGGGAACCGGUUUUGCGGACUUGCGCUGGCGUGCAGGAGUAUGUGCCCGGCGUCAGUUUUGCAUCGCCGGCCCCGGCCCCCCGUGUGCGAUGCCCCCACUGUCCGACGACCUUUGUGAACACACAAGGCCUGGGAGUCCACAUGAAAACCAACCACAGCAGGGAAAACAUGUUCCAAGGCCAGCGACUGCAGCGGCUGCUUGGAGACGAUGCGAAAGGGGAUGUCCUGCCGUGGGAGCGCGCCGGACCUGGGCGCUGUCAUCACGUGAAGGUCGAUGGCAUCAGGGGGGCAGCUUCGUUCGUCCUCCAGCCGAAGCGUCUCCCCGACAUAGACCUGGAAUCUGACGGCUUCACGCGUGCUGAACCUAAGUCGGCUCGUCGUGGCGCUGCCAAGCGCAAUUGCUAG